Molecule: messenger RNA, 1140 nt
Organism: Marasmius oreades (fairy-ring Marasmius)
Lineage: Eukaryota; Fungi; Basidiomycota; Agaricomycetes; Agaricales; Marasmiaceae
Exons: 2
Coding region: 1-1140 (379 amino acids)
Source: RefSeq, a predicted model, not a curated record
AUGAACCGUAUCAAACGUGUCUUCAAGCGUAAAAACUCCGUGUCCGAGAGCCAGGAGCGUCCUGAACACGAAGACUCUCAUGACGAGGAUUCCUGCGCUCAAAUCCCAACCAGUUCCCCUUCUAAACUGAAGCGUGCUGUAAAAACUUCUGACAUCAGUUUUCCGGCCACACAAUUUGGUCCCGUCCUGCCAUGCACUCACACCAAGUCUUACUCUGUCGGCGGAAAUGAGACCGAGGCGCCUUUAUCCGAUGUAAAUUAUUUGACUCGUCCUCGUACGCCUCCCCCCAUGUAUCUGGAUCAGUUCUUCCUCGACCUAUUUCCGGCGCCUCCCACGCAUGGGCAGGUCAAGGAAAUCGAAACAUAUGCCCUCGCUUUCCCGUCUGAGCCGCGCAUGGCUGAUAAUCGCAUACUUGUCUACCCCCCUCACGAAGAACUACCUCCUCUUCUUCCGAAAUUGGAACAUAUGGUGGAACAACAACGCUUGAAGAGGAGGACCGCGACUUCUUCGGUAUCUUCACUGAAGAAACGUGAACUUCUGCUUUCAAACGCAACUGCCAAGAAGAGGAAAUUUGUAGUCUCGGAGUCUGUACCCAGUGUUAAGCGCGAACCCUUAGCUCGGAACUAUGCCAACACCAAUGCAGGCCACGUAAAGACGGCUUUACCGCCGUCCUCGCUCCUUUUUAAUAAACCUCUUCCUCCCAUCCCAUCCCAUUCUCCCCCUCCUUCAAAGUCGCUCCCUCGUUCCUCAAUAACUCCGCCUAACCUCAGGAACAAGACCAGCUUCUUCAUCGACCGUGCUGUAACCCGACCGCGAACCAACUCCACUCAUAGCCUUGGUGCUAGUGUUCGCUUGAACACAACGCCAGUGGCCCAACUAGGGAAGGUCACUACCGGGAAGGGUCUAAUUCCGCACCCCAAAUUGGGUUGUGUGUGUUUCCGUCGCAUCCCAGAUGUCCCUCAGAAUGUUGGCAUCUACGACCGUGAUAAUCUAUUGUUAGAAGAGCCAGAAGAAGUGGACAAACCGAGAAACAAACAAUGUCGUUGUGCCGUCCUGAUCGACGAAACAGGCAACAUCGCUGGGAGGGUGGACCAUUAUCUUCCUACCUGUCCUAAGUAUACUGAUGGGCAAUAUGCAUAG